GUUUGAUUAGACUGAUGAACAUUGGCACCUACUGUACGGAGCCGCCCCAAAGAUAUAUUUGUGUGGUGUGUGUUCUGAUCUUUGCGAUAAACCCUAGUAACACACUUGCAGCAUUGAUUGAGCCCCUUCACUGUUCCUUUUUGUCAAUAUUUUGCACAAGAAAUCAAACCAAAAAAAGAUAGAAAAUCAACCAAAUCCGUUCGUUAAGAAUCUUUAUUCACUUGAAAAAAGAAGAGAUUACAACAAGGCUAAGUCGAGUUAUCUACCAUGGCUUCCCUAGGGAGAAGAACACGUUAGAGCCAUAACUUGCUCCUACUUUAAAUGUCUUAAAUUCCAACUUCAACUGCAAAAGACAAUCGUCUUCACACCAACCAAUGUACCAUAUUUAUAGUACUUGAUCCUGCUAAGAUGAUAUAUUAAUGUUGGCUGCCAUUAAAGCUUUUUAAAGAACACUGGUAUAUCGUUAUCGAUCAACAAAAAGAUAAGGAAAAAGGAGUGCUCGGGAUGCAUAGUCACUGUUAGUAAUGGUCGGCGGUGGCAUGUUAAAUGCUUUUGGCAAUUUUUUUUCUUUCUGAAUCGAAUAUUAAACCGAAACAAUACACCAAAUAUUUGGUUAUAAACUUUUGUUGCUUCACAAAUACUUAUAUUGUUGUGUUGUCAAGUUAUGAAUUUAGACGCAAAUAUUUGUAUUGUUGUAUUGUCCGAAUGUGAAUUUAGACAAGAAGAUUGUUAAAGGGAAAAAUAGGGAUGUGUUAUACCAUACUCACACAUGACUCAUGAGGCAAGAUUCUAUUGUGUUGUCUUGUGACAUCAUUUGAAACGUCAUUUCCCCUUUGAAAGUCCUCAUAUUAACAGUCAAAAAGUCAAUAGUAGGGCGGAUUCUAGGAAUUUACAGUCUACUACAGCUUCAAACUACUAGGGACAGCCCAAAGUUUCAAACUAGCAGUUAGAAUGAAACCAAAAUACUCUCUCUCUCUCUCUCUCUCUCUCUCUCUCUCCCCACUUAUUCACAUGGUAACCAAGCUCCUGUCUUCUUCUGGUUUUUGUAAUUCCAUUAACAGAUAUUGUUGAGGGGCAUGUGAAGGAUAUUCACUUUUCUAUUAGGCCCUAGAGUGUGGUGUGCAUGUGCCUCGUCACAUAUGCAUUCAAAUUUUACUACUCAGAGUUAGAGCCUUCUCUAGUUUUCUACCAAAGAAAUAAAUACAAAACAAAAAAAACCAAUUCAUUUCUUAAAACCCUGUACCCUCCAAAAUAAAAUAUUAUAGCAGUAAAUGUUUCUCAGUAUCUACCCACUUUUUGAGCAAAUCACUCUUAAUCUUUGUUGGGUCUAAGUUCAAAACUUUGGAAAGAGCUAAGAACAAUUUAUUUAGUCAUUUAAUUAUUUUUCUGAGUGUGCUUUUACUUCUGGAGGUCAUCGAUUAGGGUCCCUCAAUUUGUAUAGGGUGCAUGGAUUGGCCUAUCUGGCCUUUUUCUCUAAUGCAUAUGGUGGUUGAGUCUUGAGAGAGGCCUAUAUAUAUGCACACUUUUGGCUCUCUCAUAAACUAGAGCAUGCCCAUACCAUUGAAUGCUCUCUGUCUAGGGGUUUUGCAGCUUCUAGGGAGCAUCAAUGGCUGUGUUCAUGGUGAUACUUUGUGUUCUCUUUGUCCUCUGUAUCUGCUCUGCUUUGCUGAGAUGGAAUGAAGUGAGGUACAGGAAGAAAGGCCUCCCUCCGGGCACAAUGGGUUGGCCAGUUUUUGGGGAGACUACUGAGUUUCUCAAACAAGGCCCUAACUUCAUGAAAAACCAGAGAGCAAGGUAUGGUAGUUUUUUCAAAUCCCACAUACUGGGGUGCCCUACAGUUGUUUCCAUGGAUCCAGAGCUCAACAGAUACAUCCUAAUGAAUGAAGCUAAAGGGCUUGUUCCUGGCUAUCCUCAGUCCAUGUUGGAUAUAUUGGGAAAAUGUAACAUUGCAGCAGUUCAUGGCUCCACUCACAAGUACAUGAGAGGCUCAUUGCUUGCCCUCAUUAACCCAACCAUGAUCAGAGACCAGAUUUUGCCUAAAAUUGAUGACUUCAUGAGAUCCCACCUCAGUGGUUGGGCUAACCAAGUCAUCAACAUUCAAGAAAAGACCAAAGAGAUGGCACUUCUCUCAUCACUUAAGCAGAUUGCAGGCAUUGAGUCAAGCUCAAUUUCUGAAGCAUUCAAGACUGAGUUCUUCAAGCUUGUUUUAGGCACACUUUCAUUACCUAUUGACCUUCCUGGCACAAAUUACCGCCGUGGAUUCCAGGGAAGGAAGAACAUCAUAUGCAUGCUGGAACAGCUCAUAGAAGAGAGAAGGGCUUCCCAAGAAGUCCAUCAAGACAUGCUUGGUUGCUUACUGAGUGAUGAAAACAGAUACAAACUCAGUGAUGAAGAAAUAAUUGAUCACAUAAUCACGAUCUUAUAUUCGGGUUACGAGACCGUUUCGACUACUUCAAUGAUGGCUGUGAAGUACCUCCAUGAUCAUCCCAAAGCGCUUGAAGAACUCAGAAAAGAACAUUUGGCUAUCAGAGAAAAGAAAAGGCCAGAGGAUCCAAUUGACUGGAAUGACUUGAAAUCCAUGCGGUUUACUCGUGCGGUGAUAUUUGAGACCUCAAGAUUAGCUACCAUUGUCAAUGGGGUGCUGAGGAAAACCACUCAAGAUAUGGAGCUAAAUGGUUAUCUGAUUCCAAAGGGGUGGAGAAUUUAUGUUUACACCAGAGAGAUUAAUUAUGACUCCUUUCUGUAUCCUGAUCCAUUGACCUUCAAUCCAUGGAGAUGGCUGGACAAGAGCUUGGAAUCUCACAACUACUGCCUUAUAUUUGGAGGGGGCACAAGGCAGUGUCCAGGAAAGGAACUUGGAAUUGCAGAGAUUUCAACUUUCCUGCACUACUUUGUAACUAGAUACAGGUGGGAAGAAGUUGGGGGAGACAAACUGACGAAAUUUCCAAGAGUAGAGGCACCAAAUGGACUGCACCUUAGGGUGUCUCAUCUUGCUAACUGAAUUAUGUACAUGGAAAAGAAUAUAUAUAUAGAGAGAGAGAGAGAGAGAGAGAGAGAGAGAGAGAGAGAGCAUAUGAAAGAAAAUAUUUAUGAUGUAUGAUAACGUGCUAACACAUUAGAGAAUCAAUGAAAUUGAGCAAUUUCCUUUUGUCGGCUAA
This is a messenger RNA of Prunus dulcis (almond), 3158 nucleotides long. RefSeq names its product cytochrome P450 85A. NCBI's taxonomy places the organism in Eukaryota, Viridiplantae, Streptophyta, Magnoliopsida, Rosales, Rosaceae. The record is from RefSeq and is a predicted model, not a curated record. The transcript has 9 exons. Bases 1607 to 3001 code for a protein of 464 amino acids. Gene Ontology annotation, molecular function: iron ion binding; monooxygenase activity; heme binding. Gene Ontology annotation, biological process: sterol metabolic process.